ACACAUCAUAUGAUUCACGAAGAAUUUGUUUAGUAUUUCGUCUCGACAAUAUUUUAUUCUCAAACAAAUCACUUGAAUUUGUCUUGUCUGUGAGUGCUUAGUGACGGGCUUAUUGUCAAGCCAUUGUGAAAAAAAUUCCAAGAAAAGUGAACUCAGUGUUAAAGCGUUUACCAAUGAUAUUGUAGUGUUUAAGUGAUGGGUAAUCAUAGUAGUCAUGAAAAGAGUGCUACAGAUGGUAGUGGAAGUGGGACCAGCACCCCGCGAGGUUCUACUCGUGGGACGAGGUCUGGGUCCAGCGGGGAGCUGCAAGGUCAGCAAGAAAAAGCGGAAAGCCAACCUUUGUCACUCGUCCCUGUAGAAAAACUCGGCAAGUUACUGGUUCAACGAUCCCAGAAAGAAGAUGGCGUCAAUGGUGUCACAGAAAAUUCAUUCACAAAGUACCUGUUCCCGCGGUACCCGGAGCUGGCGCGGCAGUUCUACCGCUACAUCCACAAGCUGGGCAAGUGCAAGAACAAGCACAUCCCGCUGGCCGCGUUCCGCCAGCAGUGUGAGAGGAUACUCGCCAUGUUGGACGAUAGUGUCAUCAUCGAGACUUAUGUUAGAAUGUUCUGCACCGACACAGAGGAGGCAACGGUGACGCCAGACGACUUGCGAAGCCUCCUGUAUGUUAGCUAUAAGUUAUCUAUGGACUACUACCCUGAAGGACCACAGACUUGUUUGCUGAUAAAUAAAACGUUAACAGCAGUGGUCAAAGGCUGCUUUAACAACAAGGACUCGCACAGCGUGGGCUUCGUGGUACGCUGGUUAGAGGAGCACUGUCACCGCCUUAUAUUCCCUGUUCACAGGUACUGCGUUCACUUGUUGGCCACUCGGCACCGCGAGCUGGAGACGCAGCUGGAGGCGAGCCCCGGCGAGAGCGGCACGGGCAUCGAGCUGGCGACCCCGGUGCUGGAGCGCGCCGGGCCCAGCGCCGCGCUGCUGCCCACCUCCGCAGCGUGGCUGGUGGCCGCGGCACUGCCUCAGGUGUACACGCGGCCGCUGCGCCCGCCGCCGGGCACGAGCGCCAGCGCGGCGUGGCUGUCGCGGCUCGUGUGCGCGCUGCCCUCGCACUGGGCGCCGCUCUACUCGUCCGGCGAGCACGGGCUCGGCGCCAACCGCUUCCUGCACCACACGCUCGCCUACCGAGGCCCAACGCUAGUGGUGGUGUCAGGCGGGAGCGCGGGGGACGACGAAGUGCGCGUGGUGGUCGCGUCGCCGCAGGAGUGGCGCGAGACGCACCAGUACUGGGGCAGCGCCGACUGCGCGCUGCUGCAGCUCUACCCCAAGUUCUGCGUGGUGGAGGUGGGCGCGCGUAUGCUGUACCUGAACACGCACAUCCGCGGCUACCCGCGCGGGCUGCGCGCCGGCGCCGACCCGAGGGCUCCACUGCUUGAUAUUAACGACGCCUUCGACGGCUUCCGCUUCCAGGGCGUGCCCUACCAGCUGAGGGCUAUUGAGGUGUGGGGCUGCGGAGACCAGGCAUUGCGAGAGACACAGCUCGAUAUCAAGAAGUGGCAGGUGAAGGAGGCCGAGCGCCAGAGGAAUGUAAAGAUCUCAGCAGCGGACUGGAUAGAGCAUCCCGACAGAUAUUUACUAGAGUUGGCGGGUCGGCCGCAGUACAAUAACUCUGCGUCAUAGAUAACUUACAAAAUACACCAUUUUAAUACAUAGAAUCGAUAUCAUUUUACUAUAACUAGGCUUCA
Messenger RNA from Colias croceus (clouded yellow), 1742 nucleotides. RefSeq lists its product as uncharacterized. Bases 196 to 1677 code for a protein of 493 amino acids. Lineage: Eukaryota; Metazoa; Arthropoda; Insecta; Lepidoptera; Pieridae. The record is from RefSeq and is a predicted model, not a curated record. The transcript has 11 exons.